AUGUCCGCAACAAAUACACUCAACCCAACCGAGCGUCCUGCUUAUCCCGAUGGUGUCGCAUUGAAGUUCUCACUUGAGGGCGAUAUUCGGAGAUAUCCAGGGAAUACUACUGUUUGCCACCUCCCAACCGACUGUUCUCUUCAGCCUGGCCUUCGCACCUUGUAUGAAAACCUCAAGUCCCACACAUCCAUCGGUAAAGGCAUCCGCCUCGUGCCACAGGAGUCAUGGCAUAUGACGCUCCUAGACUGCUAUAGAGAGAUUGAGUGCGAUAAUGAUGGCUGGCCCGAAGGAAUGACCAAAAAGUCUAUCCCUGAGUACACGGCGGAGCUUUCAAGAACCCUACGAAAACUUGGACCUGAACUUGAGAGAGAAGGAUUAGCACCGCCUUAUCGCAUGCGUGCCACUGGUUUCAAUUCUGGCCAAAUUGCACUGGGACUCCGUGUUGAGGGCGCGACGCCAGAAGAGGAGCGUCGUAUGCGCAGGUUGAGAGAUAGGCUUGCCGACGCUGUUGGUUUCCGGGCGCCGAACCAUGAAUACUACGGAUUCCACGUCACUAUUGCAUACUUUCUCUGCUGGGUGGAGGGAGAAUUCAAAGGAGAGCUAGACAAGGUCUUGGAGGAACAAAGACCAGCUAUAUCAUUGGAGUUUGAGCUUGGCUCGGUAGAAUUCUGCACAUUUGAAGAUAUGUGUGCCUAUCCCAGAGAAUUUUAUCUCACAGGCCAAAAAUCAUGA
Messenger RNA from Penicillium taxi, 732 nucleotides. RefSeq names its product RNA ligase/cyclic nucleotide phosphodiesterase. Lineage: Eukaryota; Fungi; Ascomycota; Eurotiomycetes; Eurotiales; Aspergillaceae. The transcript has a single exon. The coding region runs from base 1 to 732 and encodes 243 amino acids. The record is from RefSeq and is a predicted model, not a curated record.